GUUCCCUGUGCUAUACAGCUUCUGUAGCCAUGCUUGUGACAUGGUGCCUUAGAUCCUAAAGAUGUUUUUCAUCCUGUGAAGGAUGUGAAUCCAGGUGCGAAGGUGAUUGCUUCUCCUGCCAGUUACUAAAAGAAUCUUAACUCAGUGGAAAUCUGAGUUAUUCUAUGUAUUUAACUGAAAGCCCAUCCCGUACGUAUCUUGGUGCCCCAGCAGCAGUCUGUUCAUUGCUUGUUAGAGAUGCAGAAACGCAUUCACGACUCCAGCCUAGACAACGUGUCAUCUCCAGAGAGGAUCGACACCACCCCCUCCUCAGCAGCUGGGAUCUGGUUGCUCGCCAAGCUGUUGCUGACCAGGCUCCCUUGCCCGCUUGGCUGAUGAGGUCACCACAGCAGAGUGCCACGGGGGCAGCCAGGCCCAGUGUUGCAACAUGUUCCCUAGGCUGGCUGUUGCCCUCAUUUCAGCAAACACCCCACGUACCGGCAGAUCACUGAUCCCCUGGCUCUCUUCCCUCUGCCUUUGUAUUCACUUUUCUGUGCUGCAUCUUCCCUUGAGUAGAAGGGAAAAGAAGAGCUUCUCAGAUUUGAUUUCUCAGUGGGAACUGUUUGCUUUGGAAGCCACCUACACCGAUGUUAAUUGAGAACAGAGCUCAGAACGAGGGCCUGAGAACUGCACCCGGAUGAACUUUUCAGUGGGCUGGUUUCCGUUGAUCUCUACAGAAUCGAAUUAUUGUAUGCAAGUGAUACCGUGAGUGAUCAGCUAGUUCUCCAAAGGCUGAGCACGUGGAUCAGUGUCUUUUCCUUUAACUAGUUCUCUACCUCAGAAGAAUUAUUUGUAAUUGAUCAUGUAAAGUCGACGUCAUGAAAGCUACUGGGGACCCUGGCCCCCACUGCCCAUUAAUAACAUUCUGGAAAUUAUGAAGCAAUCUGGGCCCUUUACAAUCUAAAUCUAAACCGGAUGAGCCUCUAUUAGAGAGAUUACAGUAAAAAAUAACAAUCAGCUCUCUGAUGAUCCUAUGCCGAGGGAAAGGGUGGGGAGGAGUAGAUUUGGCAAAGGACAAGCCCAGACUUUCGUCACCGGGACAGACCAAAGUGUUAACACAAAGGGAGAACCCGGGAGCAUCCUGCACACCGCAUUUCAGCCGCAAAUACCAUGGCACCUCCUCGGGCCCAGUCCACGCCCUGAGCGCCCCAGGGUCUCCGCACCUCUGCGCUCGCCGCCCCCGCCCCUUCCAGCUGCAGAUAUGCUCGGGGGAUCCGGAUCGCAGGGAAGACGCAGCCUGGCCGCGCUCUCCCAGAUCGCCUACCAGAGGAACGACGAUGAUGAGGAAGAGGCCGCCCGGGAACGGCGCCGCCGCGCCCGGCAGGAAAGGCUGCGGCAGAAGCAAGAGGAAGAAUCCUUGGGGCAGGUGACCGACCAGGUGGAGGUCAAUACCCAGAACAGUGUGCCCGAUGAGCAGGUCAAGACAACCACCACGAACACUCAGAUGGAGGCCGAUGAUGAAGCUGCACUCCUGGAGCGCCUGGCUCGGCGGGAGGAAAGACGCCAAAAACGCCUUCAGGAAGCGCUGGAGCGACAGAAGGAGUUUGAUCCAACCAUAGCAGAUGCAAGUUCGUCGCCACCAAGCAGAAGAAUGCAGAAUAGCACAGCCGAAGAUGAGACGGCGGAGAAGGAUGAGAAAAGUGAAAGUCGCCAAGAAAGAUACGAGAUAGAGGAGACAGAAGUAGUCACCAAGUCCUACCAGAAGAAUGAUUGGAGAGAUGCCGAAGAGCAAAAGAAGGAAGAAAAAGAAAAGGAGGAAGAGGAAGAAGAGAAGCCAAACCAAGGGAGCAUUGAAGAGAAUCAGGUAGAGAUGGUGGUAGAAGAGAAAACAGCAGAAACCCAAGAGGAAACAGGAAUGGCAUUGAAAAAUGGGCAAAUCAGUGCCGAUGAGCCUAGGACAGAGGAGGAGAGGGAAAAAGGUUCACAUGAGAUGCCCCAUAAUGAAAAGAUAGAAGAGGAAGCAAGGGAAAGAGCUGAGGCAGAGAGGGCCCGGUUGGAAGCCGAAGAAAGAGAAAGAAUGAAAGCCGAGCAGGACCAAAAAAUAGCAGAGGAGAAAGCGAGAAGGGAAGCAGAAGAAAAAGCAGCUGCACAGGAGAGAGAAAGACGGGCAGCAGAGGAGAGGCAGAGGAUUGAGGAGGAGGAGAGACGGGCAGCUCAGGAGAGGCAGAGGAUUGAGGAGGAGAGACGGGCAGCUCAGGAGAGGCAGAGGAUUGAGGAGGAGAGACGGGCAGCAGAGGAGAGGCAGAGGAUUGAGGAGGAGGAGAGACGGGCAGCUCAGGAGAGGCAGAGGAUUGAGGAGGAAAGACGGGCAGCAGAGGCGAGGCAGAGGGCAAAGGCAGAGGAAGAGGAGAGAGCUAAGAUAGAAGAGCAAAAACGGCAGAAGCAGCUAGAAGAGAAAAAAAAGGAAAUGCAAGAGAAAAAGAUAAAGGGGGGAAAGGCAGAAGAGAAAACAGAAGGGAAGUGGGUAAAUGAAAAGAAAGUACGAGAAGAUAAACUUCAGACAGCUGCCCCAAAGAAACAGGAAGAAGAAAGGGGGGCUAAAGUGCAAGCUAAAAGAGAAAAGCCCCAAGAAGACAAGCCUACCUUCAAAAAAGAAGAGAUCAAAGAUGAGAAGACUAAAAAGGACAAAGAACGCAAGGAAGAAGUUAAGAGCUUCUUGGGUGGAAAGAAGGGACUUACAGACGUGAAGGCACAGAAUGGAGAAUUCAUGACCCACAAGCUCAAACACACCGAGAAUACGUUCAGCCGCCCUGGAGGGAGGGCCAGUGAGGCCAAGGAGACUGAGGGCGCUUCCCAAGUGGAAGCGGGCAAGCGGCUGGAGGAGCUUCGCCGCCGCCGCGGGGAGACCGAGAGUGAGGAGUUCGAGAAGCUCAAGCAGAAACAGCAGGAGGCGGCCUUGGAACUGGAGGAGCUGAAGAAGAAGAGGGAGGAGCGAAGGAAGGUCCUGGAGGAGGAGGAGCAGAGGAGGAAGCAGGAGGAAGCAGAGCGAAAAGUCAGAGAGGAGGAAGAGAAGAGGAGGCUAAAGGAAGAGAUUGAAAGGCGAAGGGCAGAAGCUGCUGAGAAACGCCAGAAGAUGCCAGAAGAUGGUUUGUCAGACGACAAGAAGCCCUUCAAAUGUUUCGCUCCCAAAGGGUCAUCUCUCAAGAUAGAAGAGCGAGCAGAAUUUUUGAAUAAGUCUGUGCAGAAAAGUGGUGUCAAGUCAACUCAUCAAGCAGCAGUGGUCUCCAAGAUUGACAGCAGGCUGGAGCAGUACACCAGCGCAAUUGAGGGAACAAAAACUACAAAACCCACGAAGCCAGCAGCCUCAGACCUUCCUGUUCCAGCCGAAGGUGUCCGCAACAUCAAGAGCAUGUGGGAGAAAGGCAAUGUGUUCUCGUCCCCGACUGCAUCGGGCACGCCAAAUAAGGAAACUGCUGGCUUGAAGGUGGGGGUUUCCAGCCGCAUCAACGAAUGGCUAACCAAAACCCCAGAUGCAAACAAGUCACCUGCUCCCAAACCUUCUGAUUUGAGGCCAGGAGACGUAUCUGGCAAACGAAACCUCUGGGAAAAGCAAUCAGUGGACAAGGUCACUUCCCCAACUAAGCAGGUUUGAGACAGUUCAAGAAAGAACCCAAAGUAGCCACUCAAGAUGCUGGACCAGCUCAGUUGAAGAGGGCUAAUGUGCUCUGUUUUAUAUUUAUGUUCAUUUACUAAAUUGGGUUCAUUUCCUUUUGUUUUGUUUUUCAUUAUCCCAGUAAACCCAUGUAUAUUAUCACUAUAUUUAAUAAUCACAGUCUAGAGAUGUUCAUGGUAAAAGUACUGCCUUUGCACAGGAGCCUGUUUCUAAAGAAACCCGUGCUGUGAAAUAGAGACUUUUCUACUGAUCAUCAUCACUCUGUGUCUGAACAGUGAUACCAACCACAUUGGGAGUCAACAAAAGGAGAUUCAAGUUGAAAAUUGCCUGAGAAAUGUGUGCAGUAUCCAGAAAAAUGAACCGUAGUGGUUUUUGUUUUUGUUUUAAUACCGAAGUCAUGUUGUUUCUGCACUUUAGAAUAAAGCAUGGAAGAAACUGUCUUAAUAGGCAGUUAUAACACUUUCUGAAAGUAACCCAUUUCAGAUUUGAGAUACUGCAAUAAUAAUUUUUUUUUAAAAAAGGACGUACUGUUAAGGUAUUACUUUUUUCAUGCUGAUGAAUAUCUAAAUUGGAUUAUGAUGUUAGCUGACAGUGGUACUGAUUUCGUUAGGUUGGUUGCUUUGUGGAUUUCUUUGGUAGGGAUAGUGAAACACAUUUUAGAUGACCUGAUCAUGUAUGUAUGUGCAUACACUUAUACAAACACACUUAUGGUAGAAAGCUUUUUCGUGUGCUAGGCUAUUAUAUUUAGCAGUAUGUCCUUGUAACUAGCCAAUAUCACUGCUUUUUAAAAAAUUUUAAAAAUCACAAUAUUAUAUUAUUUCAUAUUUGCCAGUAGUGACAUGGGAGAAUAGAUAUUGAUAUGUUUCCAAUGUCUGAUAACCUAUAAGAAGAAAGAGAUUAGAAGUGUCAAAAAUGAGUUGACAUUUUCUAUAAAACAUAGUAUUUAGUGUAUAAUUAAAAGCAAUCUUGAAGUCCACUGUGAACUGUACUAAAUCUGCUGUCUAGAUCAAACUCAAAGCUUGCUCGAAACUUCAUUCUUAAGAAUUAAGUUCACAGUAGGUUGGCUUAGAUGAUAUCUGAGGUCUCUUCCUUCUCUAAAAUUUAAAGAUAGGAGUUUUAGUGACAAAAUUGUACAGAUUGGAGUUUCAUGUAUAGAUGUAUUAAGACCAACUUUGGCUAAUCACUGAACACAGAGAAGAAAAGUAAGUGAAAGCUAAUAUUUAGGACUCAUGACCAUACUUCCAUCUUUAAUAUACUGAAACAUCUUCUUAGUUAAACGUUUUUACCUUUAUUAAUCAUUGGUACUUUCCAUAAGUUCAUAAUGUGUUGAACUUUAAAAAAAAAUAUGUAACUUUUAUUAUUUUUACCUUUUCCCUCGAGUCCAUCAACUCAUCAUUUGUACACACACAGUCCAGAUAUCGGAUCUCAUUUUAGCUUGUUAAGUGUUCAUCUGUCCUUCACAACAGAUGAUGAGAGUACUGCAGUGUCUUGGCAAUAUGUUCUAGUGUAGAGAGAUACAUGUAGUAUAGUUCUAUAAACGUAUACCUCAUGGCUUAACCAAAAUUAUUUUAGUCUCGAUUCCUGCACAAUGAGGGAGCCUUGCAAAUGCUUCUUUUCUAAUUAACAGUGUUCCCUUGGGAAAGCUAGCCAAGGCAGGGCUGGCAGUGCCUUCCAAAGUCUCUUUUCCUCAUAAAACAGUAGAUUGUUGAGUCCUAGCUUUUAGAGUUGUUGAGUCCUAGCUUUUAGCACACCUGGGCCAAAGAAAGGAAAGCCACCAAGAUUGCACAAGUCAUCCACCCAUGACAGAGUAGACAUGAGUCUAUGAUAAGAUGAACUAGAACUCACAUGCAGUGCCUGAGUUAGCAUUGACUCCCAUCAUUGGAGUGGAAUGGAUCAAAGUUUGAAUUAAGGCCUUAAUGGCAAGAUAACAUUGCUUUGUUGUACUUUUGAAUAAGAGCUUCUCCUGAUCACUAUUAUAUAUUUUUUCUGGAAUGUCUAAAGUUAAGAAGAGAAUAUAUCAAUCCUGACUUUUAUUCCAAUAUUUGGAUGGGAUAAGUUUUAGGGUAGAAUUUUGUUCAGUUUGGGUUUAAUCUUUUGAAAAAUAAAUUCCUUAUUUACUUGUUGGAUUACAAUUCUCUUUAUCUUUUUAAGACGUAAAACUGCAAGGUGACUAGCAUGUUCUGUGAAUCUGCCAUUCCUAAAAAUUUGAUAAACACUCAAUAUUUUUCACUGAAUAAUUGAGCGCUGCAAUAAAUAUAUAUUGUGAAAAUGCAUCCACAAUAAAUGGAAUUCCUCCAAA
Messenger RNA from Sus scrofa (pig), 5951 nucleotides. It is a transcript of the gene CALD1, whose product is annotated as caldesmon 1. Gene Ontology annotation, molecular function: calmodulin binding; myosin binding; actin binding. The record is from RefSeq and is a predicted model, not a curated record. Lineage: Eukaryota; Metazoa; Chordata; Mammalia; Artiodactyla; Suidae. Gene Ontology annotation, biological process: actin filament bundle assembly; muscle contraction; angiogenesis. Gene Ontology annotation, cellular component: actin cytoskeleton.